Molecule: messenger RNA, 3231 nt
Organism: Paramuricea clavata
Lineage: Eukaryota; Metazoa; Cnidaria; Anthozoa; Malacalcyonacea; Plexauridae
Source: the annotation of a GenBank genome assembly
AUGGCAGUCGAACAAGCGACAAACGCUCCAAUCAUACAUGGGAUUCAACCGCCAACGGGUUUGGAUCUGAAAUCAAGAAAUAAAGCCGAGAAUUGGAAGGCAUAUAAACAACGCUGGGAGAACUACAUAAUUGUGACACAGCUAGACAAACAACCAGAAGAAUAUCGAGUCGCAUUAUUCAUAUACUGCAUAGGACAAGAAGCCGUGAAAGUCUACAAUAGUUUCGAUCUAGCGCCCGAGGACAAACGCAAGUUGGUAAAGAUUAUUGACGAGUUUGACAAGUAUGCGAUUGGCCAAGUUAAUGAAACGUAUGAAAGAUACAAUUUCAACAGCCGUGCCCAACAAGACGGGGAAACUAUUGAUGAGUACGUCGCUAAACUAAGAACAUUGGCACAAACAUGUGGUUUCUGCGUUUGCCUGCACGAUUCACUUAUUCGCGAUAGAAUUGUGCUGGGGGUAGCCGAUGCUAGUACACGGAAACGACUGCUACAACAUUCGAAAUUGAAUCUACAAGAAAGCAUUGAAAUAUGCCGAAGUUUUGAAGCGACUAAUUUGCAGAUUAGACAGAUGGGCGAACAGAAUAAAUUAGACGAAGUAAACAAAGUUCAAUCAACCAAAUCGAGAACAAAGGGGGACGGAGCACGGAACAAAGCAAACUAUGGCGAAUUCAAACAAGAGUCAAUACAAUACAAAGCGUGUGGAUAUUGUGGUAGAAAGCACAAGUUUGGACGAGAAUCGUGUCCAGCGUGGGGUGAGACGUGUAAUUCGUGUGGAAAGCGGAAUCGUUUCGCAAAGCAAUGCAGUAAUUUCAGUAAUUUCAAUUCAGUAAUUUCAACAAUUGCAAAGAUUUUCGAGAAAAUUGUCUAUACACAAAUACUUGAUUAUUUAGACGAAAACUGUAUCAUAUCACCAAACCAGUCAGGGUUUCGAUCACUCCAUUCAACUGAAACUGCACUACUGAGCUUAACAAAUGAAUGGUUAAUAAACAUGGACCAAGGUCUCAUUAAUGGUGUACUAUUCUUAGACCUAAAAAAAGCAUUCGAUACGGUGGACCACAAUAUUCUUUUAUCUAAAUUGACAGCUUAUGGAAUAAAGGGUACAGCACACAAAUGGUUUCAGUCAUAUUUAAGGAAGAGGCAGCAAAUAUGUAAAAUUAACAAAACAAAUGUCGGAUAUAAGAACAAUUACCUGCGGAGUUCCUCAAGGGACAAAUCUAGGCCCGUUGCUAUUUCUCCUUUAUAUAAACGAUCUGCCAAAUUGCCUUGUAACAACAAGCGCCACAAUGUUUGCGGAUGAUACAAGCCUAUCAUGUAACGGACUAUCAUCCGCAGAUAUAGAGAGUAAACUGAAUCACGAUUUAGAAAUAAUUCACACAUGGUUAACCGCAAACAAGCUGACUUUAAACCGUAAAAAAACUGAAUACAUGAUUAUUGGCUCACGACAAAAAAUAAAUUCUAUUGGCACAAAUACUACAAACAUAUCAAUCGCAGGCGAGCAAAUAAGACGAGUUGAAAGCACAAAAUCCUUAGGCAUAAUUAUAGAUGAACAAUUAAAAUGGGAAGAACAUAACAGUAAACAAUGUAAAACAAUCUCAGCACGUAUCGGAAUGUUAAGAAGAGCCAGAGAUUUUGUUACACAAGAUGUUUUAAUUACAAUGUAUAAUUCACUUGUAUUUCCUCACUUUACCUACUGCUCAACUGUGUGGCAUGGCUUUCGCGCUGAUCACAUUAAUAAAUUAUAUAAGUUACAGAAAAGGGCUGCUCGUGUAAUAACAGGAUCCAGUUACGACAUACGAUCAACUAACAUUUUUGAAACCUUAAACUGGAGACCUAUAAAAGACAACUUAGACGAGCGCGACCUUGUAAUGAUAUUUAAGGCCCUUAAAGGUCUAGUGCCCGACUACCUAAUGCAGACAAUUAACUUGAACGAAAACGGCAACUAUCAAUUACGUAGCAACAAUAGAAAUAUUUACCUACCUAAGCCAAAGACAAAUUUUCUAAAAAAUAGCUUUCCCUAUCGAGGAGCUAUGAGUUGGAAUAACCUACCUAAUCAUAUUAUUGAUCAAGCAUUAAUAGAAGAUGUCUCUGUCAACUCCUUUAAGAAUGCCAUGUAAAUAGUUUAUGUAAGUGGCCUGUUUUUCUCGCUUUUAGAUUUCCUUUUUUUUUCUCUUUUUUUCUCUCUCCAAUUAUGUAAAUAUUUUAAUGAACUCACGGCCCUUUGAAAAACAGAUGUACUUCUGAAAGGCUACCGUGAUUAAAUAAGAUUAAAUAAUAAUAAUAAUAAAUAAUAAUAACAACGCAGGAGAGACAAUACGAACCAAGUGAAAGAAGCAGACUCGAGCUCUGACUCAGAGUACAUCGAUAGCGUGACUGUGAAACCAGAUAAGAUAAGCUCGAUUAGUCAACAACCAUCGAAAGAAGUAUACGCUAAAAUGAUCGUGAGAGGCAACCCAAUUAAAUUCCAUGUCGAUUGCGGGGCAACCGUAAACGUGUUACCUAUGAAGUAUUUAGCGGGUGAAAACAUCGAACCGACAGAUAGAACUCUACAGAUGUGGAACAAGACUGAAUUAAAGCCAAAGGGAACUUGCCGUCUUACAAUAUGAAAUCUGAAGAAUUUAUGGCAGUUGAAGAGAAUUUGACACCAUUACUUGGGGCUAAAGCGAUUCAACGCAUGGGAAUUGUUGAAUUACAUAAUGAGAACUUUGAACAAGUAGCCCAGGUAAAUACAGGAAUCAAAGACACAACAAGUACACAGUCAGCAACGACAGUGACGAACCGAAUAAUUGAAGAAUUUGCAGACGUGUUCGAAGGAGAAGUGGGUACGCUAGAAGGAGAAGAACAUCUUGAAGUAGAUCCAACGGGACAACCGACGACAGCGCAAUCAAGACGAGUGCCAUUUGCCGUAAAAGCAAAGGUGAAAGACGAGUUAAUGCGACUAACGAAUCUUGAGGUUAUACAGCCAGUUGAUGAACCCACGGACUGGGUCAGCAAUAUGGUCGUGGCAACAAAACCAUCUGGUCAACUACGCAUGUGCAUCGAUCCCAAACAGCUGAAGAAGGCCCUAAAACGUGAGAGGUAUCCCAUACCAGUCAUUGAAGAUGUGAUGCCAGAUAUAGCCAAAGCCAAAGUUUUUACAAAGGUAGACGCGCGGAAUGGCUAUUGGCACGUCAUGUUGAACGAAGAGUCCAGUAGGUUGACGACAUUCGACACGCCGUUCGGGAGAUAUCGUUGA